ACCCCCCCGCCCCCUUGGAGCCGCGAGCUGUGGAGGCAGAGGCGGCGGUGGCGUUUCCCCAGAAGCCCCUCCCUCAGGAGGAAAGCCGAGGUUCCUGUUUUUUAAUAUGAUACAGCCCUAUCACCAUGAACAGGGUUUGCUGAUUACUAAGGCUUUAUGCAACUUGAAAGGGAUGCCACAACUUGAAGCAGAGGUUCCAUCCGAAGCACCACAUCAGAAGGGCUAUACUGCUUCAGUCUUGCCUUUAUAAAGAGCUGCUGCUCCUACACAAAAGCCCUUCCUGCUAGAAUGAAGUUACUGGCUAAAUCAAGUUGACCCCCUCAGUGCUUCUAGUUGAUACAAGAGGGCACCGUGUUGACCAUGGCAUUGAAGGACAACAUUGUCAACAAAGUGAUUCCUGUCCUCAGAAUUAGUCAGCUGGAUGCACUUGAACUGAACAAAGCCUUGGAACAGCUAGUUUGGUCCCAGUUCACUUGCUGUUUUCAUGGAUUUAAACCUGGACUCUUGGCUCACUUUGAACCAGAAAUUAAAGCAUCUCUAUGGCUUUUUUUGUGGAGAUUCACCAUCUGUUCGAAGAAUGCAACAGUGGGACAGGCUCUACUGAACAUUCAAUACACAAAUGAUUUAUCCCAGAUACAGAAAUACCAGACAUUGAGCAAGCAACAGAAAUUAUGGUAUCUUAUUUGUACUGUUGGCGGGAAAUGGCUGGAAGAAAGGUGUUGUGAUUUAUUUAGCAAACGUCCAUUGGAGUCAUUCCAAAAGACAAAAUAUUUUAUUAACUUGAUAGUCAGGCUUCUCAGACUCUGUGAGUUGCUAAACUUCCUAAUUUUUCUUCAGAAGGGAAAAUUUGCUACACUUACUGAACGUAUUUUAGGAAUCAGAUCAGUGUUCUGCCAGCCACAGGGUAUCCGUCCAAUUGCAUUUGAAUACAUGAACCGAGAACUCUUGUGGCAUGGAUUUGCUGAGUUUCUGGUGUUCUUUUUGCCACUUAUUAACAUGCAGAAACUCAAGCUCAAGAUUUCUUCUUGGUCUUUACCUGUUAGGAAAAACUUCAAUAAUGAAAAUAUAUCAGAAAUAAGUCACAAGGAAUGUUCUGUGUGCAGGGAAUGGCCUACUAUGCCUCAUACUAUUGGUUGCUCACAUGUUUUUUGUUACUAUUGUAUUAAAAGUUGCUUCUUAUCAGAUAUAUACUUUACCUGUCCUAAAUGUGGCAUUGAGAUGCAAGAUCUCCAGCCAUUAAAAUAUAAGCUAGAAAUGAAAGAGAUAUAACUGACUUUUCCUAAAACGAAUAUAAUUCGUAAAACUGACAGAAAUAAUUUACAUAUAUUGUAUAUUUUAGUUGAGUUCCCCACCACCACCACAAUUGUCUUUCUAUAAUCCAUUCCUAUAUAGACUUUUAUUUAUUAUAAACAGGUGUGCUAAUAAUAUCAUGCACUUGAAACCUAAUAAACUGAUUUUUAAAAGAUAAA
Pseudonaja textilis is the source of this 1469-nucleotide messenger RNA. It is a transcript of the gene PEX2, whose product is annotated as peroxisomal biogenesis factor 2. Lineage: Eukaryota; Metazoa; Chordata; Lepidosauria; Squamata; Elapidae. Gene Ontology annotation, cellular component: peroxisomal membrane; Cdc73/Paf1 complex. The record is from RefSeq and is a predicted model, not a curated record. Gene Ontology annotation, biological process: fatty acid beta-oxidation; protein import into peroxisome matrix; very long-chain fatty acid metabolic process. Gene Ontology annotation, molecular function: zinc ion binding.